AUGGUCUCUGAGCUUUCGUCCCCGUAUCCCAUUCUAGGCCUUCAGCCGGCUUUGAUCUACCCAUAUCUUCUUCCUUUAAUUUUGCUAUCUCUCUACGCUAAGCUGGCAAAAGGGCUUUCCGAGGAAAUGGGUGUAGAGGAGCUCACAGCUGGAGGAGCACUUUCCGAGCGCUUGGCCAGGGGUUCUUCAUCUAUCAAGAGAGGGUUCCCGACGGGGAUGGGUUUUGUUGAUCCAGGUCGUACUCUAUUGACUCAAGAAAAGUUCCUCAAUGCUGGCAAAAGAGCUUUGAGACUUCCCGCCGGAGGAUAG
Molecule: messenger RNA, 309 nt
Organism: Sphenostylis stenocarpa
Lineage: Eukaryota; Viridiplantae; Streptophyta; Magnoliopsida; Fabales; Fabaceae
Source: the annotation of a GenBank genome assembly